AGAAUACGAAGUUUCUUCAUAUGACGGUGUCACCUGAUGACCAUUUCUUCCAUUUUCUUUAUAAAACCCCAUGCCUCCCUCCCUGCUUCCUCCAACAAUUUGACCGUUUGAAAGAUUUUAACUUCACAUCUCUGUCUUAGAUUUACAAGCUUAUCUCAAUCCGAAGCCAUGGUUGUUGGUGAAAUUCCCUACCUUAUCACUAUGGACAAGACAUCACAGUCUCCCUUGUUUUCUCUGCUCGAUUUUUUCUUCUGCGGUACAUUCUUAAACAGAAUACAGACCUUUCCCCGAAAUUUUUUGUUAUCUUUUCUAUCCCGACUUAGUUCUGUCAACCCAAAGGUAAAAGGAGAUGUACAGUUUUCAGACUCCGAGGUGAGUCUCGGAGAGAGUUCUAGCAAUGAACCCAGACAUGAUGGGAAGCUAGAAAGGGACGAAGUGAAAAUGGUGAUGGAAAAGUUGGGACUUUUUUGCAGCCCAGAAAGCGAAGAACUCGAUGAUAGGUAUGGGUCGGGUGAGAUUUCCGGGAUGUUCCAAGAGGAAGAACCAAGCUUGGAGGAGGUGAAGCAAGCUUUCGACGUGUUUGAUGAGAGCAGAGAUGGUUUCAUCGAUGGGAGGGAGCUGCAGAGGGUUCUGUGUAUUUUGGGGUUGAAGGAAGCCACGGAACUAGAGGACUGCCAGAAGAUGAUCGCCAACUUCGAUGAAAAUGGAGACGGAAGAAUAGAUUUCCAUGAAUUUGUUAGAAUUAUGGAGAACAGUUUCCAUUGAUUUAUCAUAAUUAUAUGCACUUCUUGUUAGCGUUGGUGCGUGAUCCGAUGGGAAGUUGUGCGAGCUUCUCAGCUUCGUAAUUUGUCUCUCGGAGAAUCAUGUCAAUAAAUAUUGUAUGAUGUUUUUCAUGACAUAUUAUGUCAAUUAUUAUGAUUAUAAUCAUAAUUAAUGUGAGUCCUAUGCAUUACACCAGGUCAGAAAUAUCAAUUACUUAACCACACACCAACAAAUAUGUUGGUUAUGAACGUACGUUAUA
Molecule: messenger RNA, 1021 nt
Organism: Neltuma alba
Lineage: Eukaryota; Viridiplantae; Streptophyta; Magnoliopsida; Fabales; Fabaceae
Product: probable calcium-binding protein CML45
Exons: 1
Coding region: 169-765 (198 amino acids)
Molecular function (GO): calcium ion binding
Source: RefSeq, a predicted model, not a curated record